Dibothriocephalus latus is the source of this 576-nucleotide messenger RNA. The record is from the annotation of a GenBank genome assembly. NCBI's taxonomy places the organism in Eukaryota, Metazoa, Platyhelminthes, Cestoda, Diphyllobothriidea, Diphyllobothriidae.
AUGAGCUUCAAUCCAUACACUCAGAACGGGGGUACAUCUCUCGCAAUCGCAGGUGCUGACUACGCCGUCAUUGCAUCGGAUACCCGAUUAACCGAUGAGAGUGCUGGUCUUCUAUUUUCUCGGGAUUCUUCCCAUAUUUAUAACAUGUAUGUCAUGGAGUUCAAGUAUCAUCAUAAAAAAGAUAUAUCCCUAACGGCCUUGGCGAAUCUUAUUUCUGUUUCGCUGUACUCACGCCGAUUUUUCCCAUUCUAUGUGGGCACACUCUUAGCCGGGCUUGAUGAGAAUGGGGAAGGCGCCGUUUUUUCAUAUGAUCCUGUGGGCUCUUAUCAGCGUGAGCAUUACCGGGCAUCCGGUACUAGUAGUGCUAUCUUACAACCAUUUAUGGAUAGUCAGAUGCAAGGGAAGAACCUUGUAAGCAAGCCUACGAAGAUUUCAAAGGAAGCAGCAAUCAAUCUUGCCAAGGAUGUCUUCAUUAGUGCAGCCGAAAGGGACAUAUACUGUGGUGAUGCCGUCGUCGUGGAUGUUAUAACGGAAAAGGGUGUCGAACGGUUGAGCUUCCCGCUUCGACGCGAUUGA